UACAGAAGCGCUGAGGUGGGUCGCUGGUCGGUCGUCUGGCGGAGGAGGGAGAGCGGCGGCCUCGCCCAACAUGCACAGCCUAGCAACGGCUGCGCCUGUGCCCACUGCACUGGCUCAGGUGGAUAGAGAAAAGAUCUAUCAGUGGAUCAACGAGCUGUCCAGUCCUGAGACAAGGGAAAAUGCUUUGCUGGAGCUAAGUAAGAAAAGAGAGUCUGUUCCUGACCUUGCACCCAUGCUGUGGCAUUCAUUUGGUACUAUUGCAGCACUUUUACAGGAAAUUGUAAAUAUUUAUCCAUCCAUCAACCCACCCACCUUGACAGCUCACCAAUCUAACAGAGUUUGCAAUGCUCUGGCCUUAUUGCAAUGUGUGGCAUCACAUCCAGAAACAAGGUCAGCAUUUCUUGCAGCACACAUCCCACUUUUUUUGUACCCCUUUUUGCACACCGUCAGCAAAACACGUCCCUUUGAGUAUCUUCGGCUGACCAGCCUUGGAGUUAUUGGGGCCCUGGUUAAAACAGAUGAGCAAGAAGUAAUCAACUUUUUAUUGACAACAGAAAUUAUUCCUUUAUGUUUGCGCAUUAUGGAAUCUGGAAGUGAACUUUCUAAAACGGUUGCAACAUUCAUCCUCCAGAAGAUCCUCUUAGAUGACACUGGUUUGGCUUAUAUAUGUCAGACAUAUGAACGUUUCUCCCAUGUUGCUAUGAUCUUGGGUAAGAUGGUCCUGCAGCUAUCCAAAGAGCCUUCUGCCCGUCUGCUGAAGCAUGUGGUGAGAUGCUACCUUCAACUCUCAGAUAAUCCCAGGGCACGUGAAGCACUCAGGCAGUGCCUCCCUGACCAGCUGAAGGACACAACCUUUGCCCAGGUGCUAAAAGAUGACACCACCACAAAGCGCUGGCUUGCACAACUGGUGAAGAACCUGCAAGAGGGUCAGGUCACUGAUCCCCGGGGUAUCCCUCUGCCCCCUCAGUGAUCUUCCCUUACCCCUCCCACUACUCCCCUAUGUUGGGGAAGAGAGGGGGAACCUAGGAGGAUAAACAGCUCAGGUUUUAUCAUCAAUGGAAUAGACAACCUCAAUGAACUGCGCUGAAGAAAGGGGCCAAGAUACCCCUGCAGAGGUGUAUGGGCUGCCAUCUUAGGCUGCUUUGAGGACCUGGGCUUCCUCUGCUCCUCCCAGAAAAUGAGCUCCUGUCACAGCAGUCUGCCACCACAGACCCAGGAGGGUAUCAACACCAGCAAAUGCUGUAUUUGCAGCGUGCCCAAGAUGACCCUUCCUCCCCAUCUCUACCUAGCCACUGGCAGAAAGAGGAGACGGUGAUAAUAGCAGCAGCAUGAUGAACGCCUGGGACCAAGCUUGUGGCAUUUUUUAUUUUGCCUUCCUGGAAGACUCAAAAUGUGUCUCUUCAUUCUCUCUCUGUAUUUGUUUACUUUGCUGUUUGGUUUUUAAUCUCAGAGAGAGGUGUGUUUAGUGGGCACAAGCUGUAAUAUUCAGCAAAACUUUGUCAGUUGGCACUGUUUACAAGUCUGUUAGCUGCAUAAGCUCAAUAAAAAGUUGGUCUGGGCAUUAAAAAAAAAAAAAA
Messenger RNA from Nycticebus coucang (slow loris), 1577 nucleotides. Its product is annotated as CCR4-NOT transcription complex subunit 9-like. Bases 71 to 970 code for a protein of 299 amino acids. Gene Ontology annotation, cellular component: CCR4-NOT complex; CCR4-NOT core complex; P-body. Lineage: Eukaryota; Metazoa; Chordata; Mammalia; Primates; Lorisidae. The record is from RefSeq and is a predicted model, not a curated record. The transcript has a single exon. Gene Ontology annotation, biological process: mRNA catabolic process; negative regulation of translation.